Ectocarpus siliculosus is the source of this 729-nucleotide messenger RNA. The record is from the annotation of a GenBank genome assembly. Lineage: Eukaryota; Phaeophyceae; Ectocarpales; Ectocarpaceae.
AUGCCUCAGGGUCCGCCUGCCAUCCCCGCCUCUGUCGGACCGGCCCCUGCACCCGCCGUUUCCACACCCGCCGCCGGAGCGGCUGCUGCUGCCACCUCCGACGCCACUACCGUCUCUGACCCUGUCCUGGAGAUCGCUGAUCUUAAGCUACGGUUGAUCCAAUCGAAACUCCGCGAGCAGCAACGCAGCAGACACAGCACUCGGAAGCCGAAGCAUCCCGCUGACUCAUCCGGUGGCUCUGGUUUUGCCGGUGGUACAGCUGCCACCGAUCCUGCUUCUGCCGCUCCCGCUCGUGCCGCGUCGGGAGCUUCCGCGCCGGAUGCAGCUAAUCGACGUUUUACUCCUGGCUCCGCCCCUGCCCCUGCUCGUGCUGCUGCCGCCGCUCCCGCUCCUGCCGCGCCGGAUGCUGCCGCUACUCCUCCUGCCUCCGCCGCCACGGCCACCACCCCCGCCGCUUCUGCUGACGCAAGCGGCACUGAGCCCACCUUCGAACAAGGUGAUGCCGUCGGUGGUGGCGAUCCUGCCGACUCUUCUGGAGCCGCCGCCCCCGCCCCGCUACCUGGUUCGGCUGAUGGAGCCGGUGGAAAGGGUUCGGCUGCAUUAGGUGCGACAGACUCUCCCAGUGGUGAACCUCCCGCUGGCGCGUCUACGGAGGUGCGUUCAUCAAGCACUCGACAUUCAUUCGGGGAAAGAUUCGGGGAAAGAGAAAGUCACCAGACUCAGCGAUGA